Lactuca saligna is the source of this 1587-nucleotide messenger RNA. The record is from the annotation of a GenBank genome assembly. NCBI's taxonomy places the organism in Eukaryota, Viridiplantae, Streptophyta, Magnoliopsida, Asterales, Asteraceae.
AUGAGUACGGGCACCUAUUCAGAAUCAGAGCUAUCUGUAUCAGAAUUUGCAGCAUGGUUACUAAACGUUGGGGAUGGUGUUUUAGGAGAAUCAGAUCCUAUUGAUAAAAAAGACACAAAAUGGAUUGAAAUACCCUCUUCCCUCACUAUACUACCAGGAGAAAAUGCAUUGAAAAAUCUUAUAAAUUUUGUAUAUGGUGACGGGAUUCUUCUCAAUCCUUCUCCAUCUGUAUUGGCAGAGCUGGGGUAUGCAUCUCCGGGAACAGCACUGCAGGUACGCAUUCUCCGUACAUGGACGCCACAAGUCCGAGGUCAUGAAACCUGGUUUUUAGCGAUCGACAAAUAUGGUGAUGCAAUCCAAAUUCUUGGUCAAAGAAAGGAUCAAGGCUUUGUACAGUUUGCUCUUGCUAUUUCUAAAUGCUACACGUUGACUAAAUAUGGAUGUGGAGAACCAGACGCAUACCAGAAAUGGUUACACAAUCCAGUAUACAUCGCUGUUGGCACCGCGUCCUGUAUUACCUCUAUCCCAGACACAGUUACUAUUCCAACACACUGGUUUAACUUCAUACCAAAAAGCCAAAUACCAGCUUAUAUCAACCAAUACCCAGAUUUCUUAGGAGUUUUCGUUAAACUGGUGGCCUGUAUUAAGAAAAACGAUGAACCUUACCUGCUCCUCAUUCUAAGGAAUGAAUUUGGUGAAGAUAUUGUGAUAAGCUUGUGGAAAGAAUGCACUGACGCACCUUCAAAAUUUAAUCGGAAUGCAAUUCAGAAUGCACUUGCUCCUACUGUCAUUGUUGUCACAAACGUCCGAAUCAUGGAUUAUGGUGGUUCAUUAAGAUUAGGAACUAGUAGUGCAACCCACAUAUACGUAAAUCCACCUAUCAAAGAAACAGAUACACUUCUAGACAGCUACAAGAUAAAUGUUGCUUCAAUACCUCUGUUUGGACUUCCAGUGCCACUUACAGAGAUAAAUGAGAAAAAACAUUCAGAUCUCUUGGAAAAAACUUUUACAGCAGAGGCAUCCAUAAUAGAGUACCUUUUUUCAGAUUAUUGGUACCAAGUUUUCUAUCCACAGUGUAAGAUAUCAACACUAAAACAAGGAAAGGACUGGUUCUGUCCAUCACACAGAACGAUCACCUCUCCAACUCCCAUGUACAAGCUUAUGGCAACAAUUACGGACCCAACUUCCUCAAUGACGGUUACCUUAUCUGGCAACGCUGGCCAGAAAAUAUUUGGAACAACAGCAGAUAAACUCAUACUAGAAGGCGACCCAAACCAUAGGAAAAAAUUGCCCAACAUUAUAAAAGAGACCGAAGGUAUCACAAAAAAGAUGAAAUUAAGGAUCACAAACACGUCAACUGAAAGGAACAUCCGUUUCAUAAUAACUGAUAUCGAAGACAACUCUUCUCAAUCAUCAUCAAUAACAACCCCACCUUCAGAAAAUACAUCCUCCUCUAAUGUUCCUCAUAAAACACCUACGUGUUCAUCCGCACAAAAUCAACCCAAAGUCAAGAGGGCAUUAAAUUUUGAAAAUACAGGUAUGGACAAAUCUGAUGCAGGCCCGAAACGAGCACGUCGGUCGCAAUAA